AUGCAAUCCUUCACCAUCCUCAUCGCCGCCCUCUUCGGCACCCUCGCCGCCUCCAGCGCUCUCCAGCCCACCUGCACCAACACCGUCACCCACCUCCCCGCCUGCUGCCCCCCGGUCUCGGCCUACACCGCGACCGAAUACUCCGCAUGCUCGGGCUGCGCCUUGACGACCACGACCCGCGGCCCUCAAUGCCUCGUCGCCUGCGGGACCAAGACCAGCACCGUCUCCGCGACCACGACCAUCACCGCCUGCGCCACCUGCACCUCCACCUCGACCGUCUACCAGCCUGCGUGCCGCGGCUGCGUCAUCACCAAGUCCGCGGAGACGACCACACAGAGCAUCGACUGCAAGGGCUGCGUGGUUGAGACCGAGACCAAGGUUGUCGGUGGGGUUUGCGCACCGGUCUGCAUCGGCGGCAUCAAGACCACCACCCUCCCCGGUACCUCCACUAUCACGGCCUGCGCGGCGUCCAUCAAGCACAACCCCAAGAAGCCCGUCGCUACCGCCUCCAAGCACUAG
Messenger RNA from Dissoconium aciculare CBS 342.82, 519 nucleotides. RefSeq lists its product as uncharacterized. The coding region runs from base 1 to 519 and encodes 172 amino acids. Lineage: Eukaryota; Fungi; Ascomycota; Dothideomycetes; Mycosphaerellales; Dissoconiaceae. The transcript is spliced from 2 exons. The record is from RefSeq and is a predicted model, not a curated record.